Nymphaea colorata (pocket water lily) is the source of this 2868-nucleotide messenger RNA. RefSeq names its product hydroxyproline O-galactosyltransferase GALT5-like. Gene Ontology annotation, molecular function: carbohydrate binding; galactosyltransferase activity. The transcript is spliced from 7 exons. Lineage: Eukaryota; Viridiplantae; Streptophyta; Magnoliopsida; Nymphaeales; Nymphaeaceae. Gene Ontology annotation, cellular component: Golgi membrane. The coding region runs from base 425 to 2545 and encodes 706 amino acids. The record is from RefSeq and is a predicted model, not a curated record.
UCAAGAAACCAAAAAGAAGAAAAAAUUGGGAGUUAAUAACAAGACUCCCCUUCUCUUUCUCCCCCUCCCUCUCCCUCUCCCUCCUACGAUCCUUCCGAGCUCUCAGAGGAAAAUCUUUUUCCUCGCUUUCCUUUUGGGGUCUUCCUUCCUCUCCUUUAAAACUUUCUCUUCCUCCGCUGGCUGUUAUUUCUCCUUCUGCGUCUCCGCCCUAUCGCCAGAGCUCCAGGGGGAAGGAAAUCUGUUUCCAAGUGGGAAAAGGGAAUCCCCCCGCUUCCGUUUUCCCCUCCCCCGGACGAGUCUCUAUUUAUUUUUGUGGCUUUCCUGCUCCGGGAAGCCGGUGCUUCCGUUUUUUGAGGGUUGGAGUUUUCCGCUAGGAGGGAAGGAGGCUGGUUUUCGCUGUUGGGGAGUCGCUGUUAGGGUUAGAAUGAAGAAAGGGAGGGUGGAUCAGGCGUCGGUGACGCGGAAACGGAGGUUCCUCUGCUUAUUGUUCUUUGGCGGGGCCGCCUACCUCCUUUUCUUCAGCUUUCUUGAGGUGCCGGCCCUGCUGCGGAGCGGGGCCGGGGUCGGAGCCGGUGGCGAUGAGAUCGCGGAUACGGACGGGAUAUGGAGCGUCGACGGGCGGCGGAUGCUCCGGCGGGGAAUAGAGGACGAGCCGCGUAGGAGCCAGGAGGAUUGGGAGAAAAGGGAGGCGCCGUCCAGGCCGAGGGAGGUAGCUUUUAGGGUCACUCAGGGCUCCGUUAACACACCGACGUCGGCGUCGGAGAGGGACGCAGCUCAGCUGUCGCCACAUGGGCGACGGAUGCGGGAGUUUUCUAUCGUCUCGAGUCUAGCCCUUGUCGUGGACGCGAAGAAUUCUUCUUCUUCCGAUCCAUUGUCGUCUUCUGGUGAUAGAGGGUUCACCGAGCUUCAGAAAUCGGCAGCGCAUGCCUGGUUAUUGGGGAAGAAGCUGUGGGAGGAACUUGAGUCUGGUGUGACCGCUGCAGAAGCAGAGGAAAAGAUUGACUCUCGGGCCGCGGCCAUAGAGUCGUGUCCUCACUCAAUCACGCUGACGGGGUCAGAAUUCUCAGAGAAAGGGAAGAUCCUCUUCCUCCCUUGCGGAUUGACACUGGGUUCGCAUAUCACACUGGUGGGAACGCCCCGUCCUGCUCACCCAGAGUAUGAUCCGAAGAUUUCCGCUCUCAGGGACGGAACGGAAUCGGUGCUCGUUUCGCAGUUCAUGCUGGAGCUUCAGGGGCUGAAGACAGUCGACGGUGAAGACCCGCCGAGAAUCCUGCACUUCAACCCAAGGCUGAAGGGCGAUUGGAGCGAUAAGCCGGUGAUUGAGCUCAAUACUUGUUACAGAAUGCAGUGGGGGACUGCUCUUCGCUGCGAGGGAUGGAAAUCUCGGUCCGACGAAGAAACGGUUGAUAGUCUUGUGAAGUGUGAGAAGUGGAUUCGAGAUGAUGAUGAUCAUUCCGAGGAAUCAAAGACUACUUGGUGGUUAAACAGGUUAAUUGGACGAACCAAGAAGGUUACUUUUGAUUGGCCAUACCCAUUUGUGGAGGAUAAGCUGUUCGUUCUCACUCUUAGCGCUGGUUUAGAGGGCUACCAUAUCAAUGUUGACGGAAGGCACGUGGUGUCUUUUCCUUAUCGCACCGGGUUUGUUCUUGAAGAUGCAACUGGAUUGUCGCUGAACGGAGACGUUGAUAUUCAAUCUGUUUUUGCUGCGUCAUUGCCUACUUCUCAUCCUAGUUUUGCACCACAGAGGAAUCUUGAGAUGUCCGAGAAGUGGAUAGCACCUCCAAUACCUGAUGGCCCGGUGGAACUGUUUAUUGGAAUUCUGUCUGCUGGCAACCAUUUUGCUGAACGCAUGGCAGUUAGGAAGUCUUGGAUGCAAUCUAAAUUAAUCAAAUCCUCAAGGGUGGUAGCACGUUUCUUUGUUGCAUUGCAUGGCAGAAAGGAGGUGAAUGUCGAGCUUAAAAAGGAAGCUGAAUUUUUUGGUGAUAUCAUAAUUGUGCCGUUCAUGGAUAGCUACGAUCUUGUUGUUUUGAAGACUGUUGCCAUCUGCGAGUAUGGGGUGCGUGCUGUCUCUGCUAAGUACAUCAUGAAAUGUGAUGAUGAUACAUUUGUUAGAGUAGAUGCUGUGAUUAAGGAAGUAAAAAAGGUUGCAGAACACAGUAGCGUGUAUGUUGGGAACAUGAAUUACUACCAUAAGCCAUUGCGCUUUGGUAAAUGGGCUGUAACAUAUGAGGAAUGGCCUGAGGAAGACUAUCCACCAUAUGCCAAUGGCCCCGGAUACGUAGUGUCAUCUGACAUUGCAGAGUUUGUGGUGUCGGAGUUUGAGAAGCACUCGUUGAGGUUGUUUAAGAUGGAAGAUGUGAGCAUGGGCAUGUGGGUUGAGCGGUUCAAUGCCUCGGCGCCAGUUGAGUACCUCCACGACUUGAAGUUUUGUCAGUUUGGUUGCAUCGACGACUACUUCACGGCACACUACCAAUCACCUAGACAGAUGAUCUGCAUGUGGGAUAAAUUGCAGAAGGGAAGAGCACAAUGCUGCAACAUGAGAUGAUACUGGGUCAGAGUUUUAGUGCCUCGGCAUGAGUUUUGUAUAUUUCCUUGGGGUGGUGCCAAAGCCGGGGCUUCCCUUCCCUGUAGCUCUGCCGCCCCUUUACAGGUCGCCGCCCGCUCCAUUCAUUUAAUUUUUUUUUCUCCCCCUCUCCUUGAGAAAUCUUAGAAGCCCGGCACACAGAUCCAGCUACCAGAACGAGCGAUCAAAUGCUUAUUGUCCAUGUAUACUUGUCUUGUGAGAAUUCCAGUUGGUUGGAAUACGAGAAUUCUAGUUUUUACUCAUUUUGAAGUAUUGAAUUAGUCUCACCUUUCCGUGGAUGUAAA